Cylas formicarius (sweet potato weevil) is the source of this 1058-nucleotide messenger RNA. RefSeq names its product farnesol dehydrogenase-like. The transcript is spliced from 5 exons. Gene Ontology annotation, molecular function: oxidoreductase activity. The record is from RefSeq and is a predicted model, not a curated record. Lineage: Eukaryota; Metazoa; Arthropoda; Insecta; Coleoptera; Brentidae. The coding region runs from base 26 to 793 and encodes 255 amino acids.
UUUCCUGGUUCCUUUUUGGCUGAAAAUGGUACUUUCGAUGACUCGCUGGUCCGGAAAAGUGGCAGUGGUAACUGGUGCCAGCGCAGGAUGCGGUUCAGCGAUAGCUGAGCAUUUGGUGAAAUAUGGGUUGAGAGUUGCAGGUUUGGCAAGAAGAGUGGAACGCGUCGAGGAACUUGCGGAGAAGCUGAAAACCCAGAAAGGAAAAUUGGUUGCAGUUAAAUGUGACAUGACCAAUGAGGAAAAUAUUUUGGAAGCCUUCAAAUUUAUCCGUGAAGAGUUAGGAACCGUUCACAUUUUAAUCAACAACGCUGGUCUUGGUUUAGAUAGUACACUUUUCGAUGGCGAAACCGAAACUUGGAAAACAAUGCUCGAUACGAAUGUUCUUGGACUUUGUAUUGCUACCAGAGAAGUAGUUAGGGAGAUGAUAGCAGAAAACAUCAACGGCCAUAUAAUUCACAUAAACAGUAUCGUUGGACACAAAGUGGUGAAUUUUCCAAAAAGCAGCGUCUAUACGGCUACUAAAUUUGCUGUUACUGGCCUGGCCGAAGCAUUGCGAUUUGAGAUAAAUGAAUUGAAUCUAAAAAUGAAAAUUACGAGCGUUAGUCCUGGGGCUGUGGCCACCGAAUUCUUCAGCGUAAAAACCGGUGGUGCCAUGCCAUCCAAUUCUGAAUUGAAUUUUUUUCCUAUUUUGAAAGCGGAAGACGUAGCUAAUGCUGUUAUAUACGCACUAUCUACCCCACCUCAUGUUCAGGUCUCUGAAAUCACAAUUCAAGCGGUGGGAGAAAAAGUGUAAAUACUAGGAAGUAUUUGGGAAACAUCAAUAGUUUAUUGCUUGUAUGCACAAUUCACCCACAAAGCUCUCGCAACUUGGUGCUGGGUUCGCACCGCACCAUCAGUGAAGAAAACUUUAAAGUUUUUUUUGCACUAGUUAGUUAUUCGCAUUAAAUUAAAUGGAUCUAAUGAAAAAAGUCAUUAAAGUGUAGUAUUGAAACACAAGAUUUUUGCAACAUUGAAUUUGUCACUUAACAGUUUAAAAAAUAAUCAGCCAUUUUCGUAAA